AUAAAUGCCAGCAGAAUGUGUUAAAGUCAUUGUUAGAAUGCGUCCAUUUAAUCAAAGAGAAAAAGAAAAUGGGAGUAAGCCAUGUGUUACAGUUUAUGAGGAGACAAAUGCAGUUGAAUUACGAAAUGUAUAUUUUUUUAAACAUUAAUAUAAUAGACAUAAGAUAAUGAUGUAAAAUCAUAUACAUAUGAUUAUGUAUUUGGAGCAGAAACACCUUAAUUAUAAAUAUAUUAGAAAACUGCUUUCAAUUUGGUAGAGAGUGUUGCAGAUGGCUAUAAUGGAACAAUAUUUGCAUAUGGUUAAACAGGUAUUAAUAUUGAAUUAAUAUAAAAAGGUUGUGGUAAAACUUUCACUAUGAUUGGAGACCCAUCUAGUGUAAUAAUAUUAUUCAUUAUUAGGAUACAAUGAAGGGAAUUAUACCUAGAACUUUUGAUUAAAUAAUCAGCAUAAUUAAUAAUAAUUCAGACACAAACAAAAAAUUUCUACUUCGUUGUUCUUACAUAGAAAUUUAUAAUGAAGAAAUACAUGAUUUAUUGAGCAAAGAUGUUAAAUAGAAAUAUGAUUUAAAAGAAGGAUAAUAAGGAGUAUUUAUUAAAGAUUUAAAUAUUGCAGUGGUUAGAACCACUUAAGAAAUGGAUAGAUAUAUGUAAUUGGGUACAUAAAACAGAUCAGUUGGAGCAACAGCCAUGAAUAAAGAAUCUAGUCGUAGUCAUUGCAUUUUUACUGUUUACAUAGAAUGUUCUGUUACAGAUUAAAAAGGUAAUGAAAGAAUUACUGCUGGUAAAUUAAACUUAGUUGAUUUGGCAGGAAGUGAAAGAUAAUCAAAGACAUAAGCAACUGGAGAUAGAUUGAAAGAAGCUACUAAAAUUAAUCUAUCUCUAUCAGCGUUAGGUAAUGUCAUUUCAGCUCUUGUUGAUGGAAAAACAUAACAUAUUCCUUAUAGAGAUUCUAAAUUAACAAGAUUACUCUAAGAUUCUUUAGGAGGAAAUACAAAAACUAUUAUGAUUACUGCUAUUAGUCCAUCUGAUUUUAAUUAUGAUGAAACUUUAUCUAGUUUAAGAUAUGCUUCAAGAGCUAAAAUGAUUAAGAAUUAACCAAAAGUAAAUGAAGAUCCAAAAGAUGCAUUAUUAAAAGAGUAAGCUGAAGAAAUCAAAAGACUUAAGGAAAUGCUUUCAAAAUAAGCAGCUGGUUAACCAAUAACAUUUGAAGCAUUUUAACCUGCUGUUAAUCCUGAAAAUAAUUAAGAACUUGUAAGAUUAAAAGAAGAAAAUGAUAGAUUAAAAGAGAAGAAUAAAUAGAAUGUUUAAGGAAGUAGUGGUCCAUCAGAGGAAAAGCUUAAAGAAUUACAUGAAUUUAAAGAGAAAAAUAAUUAAUUACUUUAAGAGAAAGAAAGAAUUGAGUUAGAAGUUAAAGAGAAAGAGUAUUAAGCAGAAUAGGAGAGAUAAGCUAGGAAAAGGUUGGAAGAUUUAUUGAAAGAAAAAGAAUAAAUGAUGGUUUAGGGUGGAAGAGGUACUGAAGAUGAGAAAAAGAAAUAUAAAAAAUUAAGAUAAGCAAUUGAUUAAUAAAAAAAGGAGCAUGAAAAUCUUAUCAAUUAAUAAGAAUAAUAGUAAUAAGAACUUUUAUAAAUUGAAACUAAAUAUUAAAGUGUAUAAGAGGAAGUUGAAAAAUUGAGGAAACUAGUAAAAUAUUUAAGAAAGAAAUUAGAAGAAGCUUAAAAUGAAUAAAAAGAUUUGAAAUAAGAAGUAGAAUAUGAAAAGGAAGAUUUAUUAGAUACUAUUAGAAGUUAAGAGAAAGAAAUUAAAUUAUAUUCUGGUAUAAUAAAAAUGAUGUUUAAUUAAAUUGAAUUAGAAUCACUUCAAGCAGCAUGUGAAUGGGAUGAUGAAUCUUAAGAUUAUAAGAUUCCUCCAUUUAAUUUUAAAGCAAAAAAAGUCAAUUUCCCUAAUCUACCUUAUAAAUAAGGUAAUUAAAUAAAUUUAUCUUAGCAAUUGAUUUAAUAGAAUAAGAAAAGGCAGAAAGAAUGCUUGAAAUUAAUUCUCGAUAAUCAGAUAAAAUUAGUUACAAUGAUACUGAAUACAAUUAAAGAAUGGCUUCUCCAAAACAACAAAGAAAAGGUAUUAUUAUUUAAUUUAAUUUAAAGAAUCUCAACAAAAAUAAAAUGGAAUCAGUUAACCUUAAUUAGAUAGAGCAUAAUUGGUAGCUGAAAAAAUUAAGUUGAAUUAUUAAAUGUUAGAAGAAAAAGAAGGAAAAUAACAUUAUUCAAAUGAAAUCUCAAAUUAAUAGUUCAAUGAAAAAAAACCUAAUUAAAAAAUAAUCUUGAGUCCUAUAGAUAAUAGAGGAAAUACAGUACCUACUUUUACUAGUCAAUAUGGUUUUAAUAGCAAUUAAAACAAUAGCAAUUUAUCAUAGGCAACUCCACCUACAAAUAAGAAAAGUAAUUUAAAGCUAAAUUCUUAGAUGUUAAUUUAUAACCUUUAGAAUCAAAGCCAUAGCUACCUUUACCUGAUGAACAGUAAAGAAGAAAAUAACAUUAGAGAGUGUAAUAAAUUUGA
Molecule: messenger RNA, 2549 nt
Organism: Paramecium sonneborni
Lineage: Eukaryota; Ciliophora; Oligohymenophorea; Peniculida; Parameciidae
Source: the annotation of a GenBank genome assembly